Carcharodon carcharias (great white shark) is the source of this 3748-nucleotide messenger RNA. RefSeq names its product cadherin-related family member 1a (gene cdhr1a). Gene Ontology annotation, molecular function: calcium ion binding. The coding region runs from base 15 to 2621 and encodes 868 amino acids. Gene Ontology annotation, biological process: homophilic cell-cell adhesion. Gene Ontology annotation, cellular component: plasma membrane. The transcript is spliced from 17 exons. Lineage: Eukaryota; Metazoa; Chordata; Chondrichthyes; Lamniformes; Lamnidae. The record is from RefSeq and is a predicted model, not a curated record.
GUUGCUUUGCUAUAAUGAAGCAUGUAGAGAUUUGCUACCAAUGCAUUCUUCUCGCUGUGACAUACAUCUCUCUAUUUCAAGCAGACUACGCUCCUUACUUCUAUGACAAUGCGCCAGACAGCACCAAUGGAAACAUGGCUAUGUUGAGCAUUCCUGAGGACACGCCUAUAGGAUCACAUCUGUACACUUUAAAUGGCACAGACCCAGAGGGAAAUGCAGUCACUUAUGACAUGACCUUUGAACCUGGAGCAAAACGCUAUUUUGUAGUGGAUCCACAAACAGGAAAUGUCACUUUGGUGGAGGAGCUGGACAGAGAGGAUGAAGGUGAAGUUGAAGUACUAGUCAGCAUUUCUGACAGUGUGAAUAAAGUUGUUGAAAAGGUUCGAAUACUUGUAACAGAUGCCAAUGAUGAGAGCCCGCAAUUCAUUAAUACACCCUAUGUCAUUACUGUGCCUGAGAACACACCUUCAGGUACCAGCAUAUUCAAGGUGCAUGCAGUAGACAAAGACAAUGGAUCUGGAGGCAGUGUCACCUACUUUCUACAGAAUAUGGGUAAAAGCAAAUUUUCAAUGGAUCGAUACAAUGGGGACCUUCGAAUAAAGCCAAGUGCAACUCUGGAUUUUGAGAAGUCCAGGGCUCAUUUUGUUACUGUGAUAGCCAAGGAUGGAGGCGGGAAGCUGAGAGGAAAGUAUCAAAUUUGCUCUUCUACAACCACUGUUACAAUCAAUGUCAUGGAUAUUCAGGACACCCCUCCUGUAUUUUCUGGCAGACCGUAUUUUGGAUAUGUGUAUGAAAACACAGAUCCCGGUUCAGAAAUAUUUAGCGUGAUGGCAUAUGAUGGAGAUCUUGGGAAUCCCAAUCCAAUCCAUUACACGAUUACACAUGGAAAUGAUGGAUCUUUUGACAUAAAUAGCACAAGUGGAGCCAUUACUCUUCUGCAAACUACAGAACAUCUCAAGAAGGAUGUUUACAAACUUCUAAUUCAGGCCUCAGAAAUUAAUCCGGAUGUUGACAUACUCGUGUUUAUGACAGCUAUGGUAACAAUCCAAGUGGUGGAUCUCAACAAUCAUCACCCCACCUUUUAUGGUGAAAAUGGUCCACAGUCACAAUUUGAGAUCACAAUGCAAGAACAUCCCCCAGAAGGAGAGAUCCUGCGUGGACUGAAAAUAACAGUAAAUGACUCUGAUCAGGGAACAAAUGCACAAUUUAAUCUCAGGCUAGAGGGCCCUGAAGGUAUAUUCCGAGUUAUUCCCCAAACCGUCCUCAAUGAAGCACAAAUCACAAUAAUAGUGGAGAACUCGGCUGCCAUUGACUAUGAAACAUUUCAAGUGUUUAAUUUUAAGCUCCUUGCUAUUGAAUCGGACACUCCAGAGAAGUUUAGUUCCACAGCUGACAUCAUCAUUCAACUAGUGGACACCAAUGACAAUAUUCCUAAAUUCACUUCCGAAUUCUACGUUGCACGGAUUCCUGAAAACUCCCCCGGGGGCUCUCCUGUUAUAUGUGUUACCGCAAAUGAUGCUGACUCAGAAAUGUGGGGAGAAGUCAAGUAUUCGAUAUAUGGAACAGGGGCUGAUCUAUUUCUGAUUCACCCCACUACUGGGAUUAUAUACACUCAGCCCUGGGCAGUGCUGGAUGCUGAAGUACAGCCUAAAUACAACUUUUACAUUAAAGCUGAUGAUGGGGAUGGGAAGCACAGUUUGGCUGAAGUCUUUGUAACAGUUCUAGAUAUAAACGACCACUACCCAGAAUUUAACAAGAACAUUUUGGAGAAGGUUAUGAUCAUUGGAUCACCUGUAAAAAUUGAGGCCAAAGAUGAAGAUGCAGAAGAGCCGAACAAUGUUGUCGAUUACUCGAUAAUGCAAGCAGAUCCUGCAAACGUUUUUGACAUUGAUCAAGCCACAGGGGAGAUUGUGCUGAAGUCCUACAUCAAAUCUCUGGAGGUUAUUCACAACAUCACCAGAAGCAAAGAAUGUCAGUGGUCACUGGUGGUGCAAGCUAAAGACAGAGGCUCUCCUUCUUUCAGCACGACAGCUGUUGUGAGGAUCGAUAUUACAGAGGAGACCUCAGGCAAAGGGCAUAUGGCAGACUUUUUGUUGCAAUCUAAAGAUAAUCCCAUGAAAGCCCUAGGUGUAGUAGCAGGGAUAGUUUGUUUUUUCGUGAUUCUUACAAUCUUAAUUUCGACAAUCAUGUUUUGGCGGAACAAAAAGUCCAAUAGAAUUGGCCCAGUGAGGCGUAUCAUAAAGAAAAGGCCACGCCAUAAAUCGAAGACCCGCAAAUCUGGAUGGUUCCAAAGUAAGAAAUCUGCCAAAAAAACAACUGGUUUCAUGGUUUCUGAAGCCAACCACCAUUUUCAAAACAUGAGCACUGAAAAUAAUCAGCCACCACUUCCACUGGCAUUGCCAUGUGCACCUUUGCCUCCUCCUCAAAUACCUAUGCUCCCGGUCAGUCUCAACAAGCCAGAUUGGAGUCUGCCUACAGUGUCAGGAUCGCUCAGUCCCAAGAAUCAUAUCCGUCAACAGUCAAAAAGCAAGAUGUCGAAUAUCAACAGUGCCCUGGUAUCAGAGCUGAAACAACGCCUGGAAAAGAAAAUGAAUGAAGAUGCUUCUAAAUUGUACUUAUGAAAAAUUAUUUGUUACUAAAAAAUAAAGUGCACGAUGUGAUUGCAAUAUUAGAUGGAUGGUUUCUAAUCAUGUCAGAAACAUUGUGCAAAGUUCAAAGGUUCCACAGGUUAUAAAGGCACAACAUCUUGAUAUUACCAUAUGAGUAUAAGCACACCUAACUAUCAGAUGACAUCCUCUACUAUCCAUCUAAAAAUGAUGCACAUACUGAAACAUUGGUUACUGCAGCUUUCCACAGAAAAGGAAAUUCAAAUUUUAAAAUAUGCUGACUAUUUUACAUGCUGCCACAACUAAUGCAAAGUUAGUGAGUGGGAGAUUGGGAGCCUGAGAGAAGAGAAUGGCAAAGGGAGAGGGAAGGGAAUACUGGCAAGUCCAGAUUAGUCAGUAAAGUGAAGUUGAGUCAGUAGUGAGUGAGUGUACUUCCUAGCUGCAUUACCACCGCAGUGACUUACACAUCAGACAAUCCCUUACUUUUCAACCCCAAAUAUUGACCUUUAUUUCCAGUAAUUUUCACAGAUCAAUUCAAUGUCACGAUUAAAAACAGACAGCAACAUUUGAAGUAAUAUCGCAGUAACCUACGUUUUGAUGAAAAGCAAUCUAUUCUGUUAAAGCUACUAAAAGCAAAUGAAUCCCCCUGCUGGAGAAUACGCAAGGAAAAUAUUCCAGUUCGUUCUUAAUGAAAAAGGAUUAAAAUGCUUUUGGGCUGAAAAAGAUAUGCAAUAUCAAACUGUGUUUCAAUUACUGAGACCUACCUCAAAUUGGUAAUAUUAAUAUAAUGUCUGAUGGUGCAAUGUAGUUUUUUAUAGGUACAUUUUGCAAAAACAUACUUUACCAUAUUCUAUGUUACUGACCACGCAACAUGAAGAAAGUGAAAUAUUGAUAUUGCGUGAUGUAUUAAGGGGCAUGGGAUGUAGGUGGGUAUAUGGAAUAAGGUUGUAGAUCAACCAUGAUCUCAUUGAAUGGUGGGGCAGGUACUUAAUGAGGCUAAAGAUUCCUAUGUUUCUCUUGUUUGUCAGAAUAAAAUUUUCACGGUAGAUUAGUUCAAAGCAAACACCUUAGUCUUAUAAAAGCAAAAUACUGCAGAUGCUGAAAAUCUGAAAUAAAAAUAGAAAAUGCUGGAAAUACUCAGC